UAAAUAAAUAGUAUUACUUAGCACCAUGUACAACGUGCCGAUAGCCUCAGGUUACUCAUGCGACCUCACUCGUUCGCGCCGUCUCUCGGCCACUCAUUCACUGAGUGUGCACAACAUACAUUACAACAUCAAACCAAGACUGAUCAAGAUGUUUCUUAGAAUAUUCCUUCUAUGUGCGCUUCUAACGAUCGUGGCAUCAAAGAGUGUUAUAGUUGGACAAGUAAGCGAUUACAAUGGAAUCGUAAGAAAAGUCUUCGAAAAACCUGUAUCGUCCGCUGCUAUACCUUUUUUCAAACGAGAACAAGAGAUCUAUUUCGAAUAUCCAGUCGGCGAUCAGAAAAUAAAAGGCAUAGUAAUAAGGGACUUGGAUAACGGUUUGGCUGAACCUUCAAUAAACCGAGGUGGAAUAGGAUUCCCGUUUGCAAAUAUCAAGCUAAUAAGUGAAAGAGGUUCCGGAUUGAACUAUCAGAUCGAAAUAUACGCUUAAAUUUAAUGCAGAAUUAGUUGUGAUGUGCCCAAACGUACAAAUACUCUGUUUAAAGUUGGUAAGGUCUAUCUGAAUAUAUUUAAUUAUAAAACGAUUAAAUAAUUAAAAUUGUUGAAAUUGAAUAAAAUGUACUGAAACUUU
Molecule: messenger RNA, 628 nt
Organism: Melitaea cinxia (Glanville fritillary)
Lineage: Eukaryota; Metazoa; Arthropoda; Insecta; Lepidoptera; Nymphalidae
Exons: 1
Coding region: 26-487 (153 amino acids)
Source: RefSeq, a predicted model, not a curated record